AUGUUAGAAGUAAAGAAGAGAGGAGAUAUUCCAAUGGACAACCCAAUUGAGGUUGAUGGCAUACAAGGUGGAGAUAUUCCAUUAGACAGUAAUAAUCAGGUUUUAGAAGGUGGAGAUGGUGUUGAAUACUUUGAUUCAGAUGGUGAUGCAUCAUAUGAUGAGGACAGUGAUGGUGCCUUUACAAGAAGGAAGUGCAGGUUCCCAAUAUUUGACAGUUCUGUUGAUACUCCACAGUUUGCAGUUGACAUGUGCUUUAGAGGAAAGGAUUAA
Miscanthus lutarioriparius is the source of this 270-nucleotide messenger RNA. The record is from the annotation of a GenBank genome assembly. Lineage: Eukaryota; Viridiplantae; Streptophyta; Magnoliopsida; Poales; Poaceae.